Molecule: messenger RNA, 3840 nt
Organism: Pieris brassicae (large cabbage white)
Lineage: Eukaryota; Metazoa; Arthropoda; Insecta; Lepidoptera; Pieridae
Gene: Golgin97
Product: golgin subfamily A member 1
Exons: 14
Coding region: 204-2063 (619 amino acids)
Cellular component (GO): Golgi apparatus
Source: RefSeq, a predicted model, not a curated record
GAUAUUCUAUUUUUAAUUCAUAAAUUUUUGCUAAAGUUUCGUGUUUAUGUGCAAAUUCUAAUUAGAUCUACGCUGUAUUAAUUAGUAUAAAGAAGUUACCCAAACUUAAAUUUUGUUAAAUAUUGUAAACGAAAUGUUUUUUAUCAAGAUAUAAUUACCUUUAUUUUAGUGUAAGCUAUAUUUUGCUAAAAUAUAUAAUCAUAAUGUUUGCAAGUCUGAAAAGCAAAAUUAAAGAAGAAACUGGAAGUGAUAUUAGCAAGUUGACCAGUAGUUGGAGAAGUGGAGCUUUCUUGGGAAGAUUAUCUUUACGUGAUGAUUCGUCCACAACAAGCCCUUCAAGUUCUGGUGGGCAAGGUGACACAACAUCUGAUUCAAUAUCACCUCAACUACAAACAUACUUAAAUGAUAGAACUGGAGGUCAAGUAGACCAAGUAGCUCUUCAUCAGCAGUACACCACACAACUUGAAGAGAAAUUAAGAGAUAGAGACCUGUUCUGGGAGCAUAAAAUUGAGGAAUUGAAACUGUCCCUUGCAUCAGUACAAGGUGAAGAAGCAUCGGCAGCCCAAAUGGUGGCUCGCACAGCACAGGCAGAGGCAGCUAAGGCUGUGCUAGAAAGAGACCAAUCUCAGAGACAUCUUAAUGACCUUAAAGCAAGAUUAGCAGCUGCAGAAAAUGCACAAGAUCGCCUCGAUACACUUAAUGAAGAGUUAGAGGAAUCUCGGCGAGCUUGGACACGUGAACGCGCAGAACUCACAGCCGCGUUAAGCGCUGCAGACGCUCGAACGAGAGAUCUGGCUGAUGAAUUACAAGUCCUGAGAGCCGCGUUACCCACAACGCAUCCCUUACACCAUGUUCACGAUGAUGAUAAAGAAAUGCAAUUAACGGGUUGUGGUGACUAUGACCGUGUGUGUCGUGAGAAAGCGGUGGUAACCCGUCAGCUGCAGGAAGCCAAAAUGGUCCUCGCUGAUGUUAAAACCUCUUGGAGUGCACAGAUUGCAUCGCUUGAGACUCAGGUGGCGCGUCUGUCUCGCCAAGCGGGAGAAGAAGGCGCAGAAAGAAGAAGAGUAGAGAACGAGAAAAGAGAUAUUCAGGAAAAUCUUCUAGAAUUAUCCGCUGAGCUUGAGAAAGCAAGACAAAACUUGGCCAAUAGUGAAGCUAAGGUGGUGCGUUUGAACGGCGAGGUGCAUUCAUUGGCCAUGGAAGUGAAGACACUGCGCAAUGCAGCAAGCGGGGCUACCGAUAAAACAAUGGAAUUAGAGGCUCAAAUACAAGAGUUAACAGCUGAAAACAAAGAAUUGUCUGAAAUGUUGGAAGACAGUAGAGAGAUGGUCACGAUGUUGAGAGAGAAACUUGAGGAGUCACGUAAAAUUUGCGAUGAGCAUAAAGAAGAGUUGAAUAACCUCAAUUCGGUGAUGACAGAUAUGCAACAUGACUAUAUUGAUAUACAGCGGAAGUUUGAUAAGGAAAGGCGAGAGAAAGAUGAAGCACUAUUGCGAAAUGCUCAUAUAUCGCAAAACGUUGAGAAGAGCCUGUGCAAUGUCCGAUUUCUGGAGUCAGAGACAACAGACUUGAAAUCAAAAAUUACAGAGCUAGAGGGAAUUAUAUCGCAACACAAAGAGAAUCAAGCGUCGUGUAUGCUAAUAAAGGAAAAUGAAGAGGCGAUAAAUAAAGAAAAUGAGGAACUCAGACAGCGAAUAAAAAUAUUCACUGAAACUGAGGUCGCAUUUAAGAAAACAAUUCAAGACUUAGAAGCUGAAAUCUGUGAUAGAAAUAAGAAAAUAAAAACUUUAGAUAAUAGAAUAUCGGAUAUGAAGAAAACCCUUCAGCGUGAAUUGCAAAGUAGCAAGUCGGAUCUCACCACGGCUGAAGAACAGGAUAUAAGUAGACGGUAUUUAAAACACGUAGUGCUACGAUUUUUGACUGCGCGUGAGUUAGAAGCUCGACAGUUGACUCGUGCUCUGUCAGUGCUGUUACGAUUAUCGGCACACGAAGAGGCUCUGUUGAGGGCGGCCUUACCCGCCCGAUCUGGUAUUUCUACCUGGUUUCCUGCCCUUAACACGUGAAUUGUAUAGUUUCUGUUAUGUAGAAAUUGUGAUCGACAGGAAUUAUUUGUAGUCGGAAACUAAGAAAUUGGUUUUAGUACAAUGUAGUUACUGUAAACUUUUGCACCGAAUUCUAUUUGAACGAGUCAGUGCUUUCUUUUUUUAAAUUAUGGCCACGGAGAGCUGAAUAGACAGAAAUUCCAGACAAAACCUAUGAUAACUAUACAAUUUUAAAGCUCGUGUCGUUAGCGAUAAUAAACUUUUGAAACCAUAAAUAAAAUGGAAUUUUGGUUUUAUUAUCUGUGUGGCGUUAUCUCGUCUAUAUUGUACAGAUUUUUUAUAAUUUUUAGGCAUUCCAUUUUGAAUAUGUCCAUAUUUCUGUCGAAAGCUGCAUAAUUAUAUAUAUAUAUAUAUAUAUAGGACAGUUUUCAAUUUCAAAGUACAAGUUCCGUAAAGCAUUCCGUUGAAAAUGAAACGUUAUUUUAUUGACUUACGGUAUAUUUUUGAUUGCAGUGUCAAUUAUGUUAAUAGAUUACCUGAUUUUGUUAAGCAUAUAUUAUAUUGUUGUACAUAAGUUUUCAGAGGAACAAAUAUUACAAACAUGUGAAACGUAGAUGUCAUUUGGAUUACAUACUUAAAAAAUAAAUAACAUUUGGAAUUCCAUUUUUAAAAGUUUAAAUCAAGAACAUGUGGCCAAUACCUAGAUCCUGUUUUAAAUUUGCUGAUUUAAAAAAGAACAAGGAUUCCAUUUUUGAAAGUUUAAACGAAUAAUCUCAUAUGUGAUUACUCUGGAGCUGUUUCGCAUUUGUUGAUUUUAAAAAAGGAAUUCCAAUUCCAUAUUAGAAAGUUUAAAAAAACAAUGGUAAAAACGUAUGGAAUGUUUUGACACGCUUAGUUGCAAUUACGCAAGAGUCAUAAAGAAAAACAUUAAAUAGUAUUAGAACGAAAAGGCCAAAUUUUUAAAACAAAUUGGUUACAAAAAAUAUUUUAAAUUAAACCAAAUCUUUUGAUAGUCAGAUAGUAUUGUUUAGAUCGAAUAUUAGUUUGUAAAUGAUAUUUUUGUAGCUUAAUACUGAAGAUUAUUUUUAAGGCAUUUAUUUACAACAUUUUUUAUUUUAUUUAUGUUCAUGAAAUGGUUUAAAACUUUAUUUCAGAAAAUCGUAUUAAGACAAUGCUUUAUAAGAUCACUGAGGACAAAUUGUUCUGUUGGUCUGGUUAUUUCGGAUUAAAAUGAAAAAUAUUAAUAUAAUUUUGUGAAUAUUUUUAAAUGUACAUAAGAUUAUUAACACAAUGUAGUACACAUAAAAUAGAAAUGAUUAACACUGCCGAUAGGCCGAUAGGCUAAAUGGGACCUUCAUCUUUGUAUGGUCUACUGGUGUAUGCUUGCCCUUAACCUUGAGGUCAUGCGUUCAAAUCCCGGCUGUGCGCCAUUUUCCUUUCUAUGUACAAUUAACAAUUACUCGUACGAGUUGGGAAAUAGAAAAGUCACGUUUUUCAUGUGUCAAGCAAAAAAUACUGUUUGCAUAUUUGUCUAUAAAUAACGGCAAUUGAGGUCAUUGCACUUGCAUCGAAGUUAACUUAGGAGAACCGAGGCAUGUUAAGUAAUUUAACUUUAACGGACUUAGUUGUAAGUGAAUGAAAUAUCAUUGUUAUAAUAUUUGUAAGAAAUGCUUAGAUCUGUUGGAAAUUUUGCAGUAUGUCUAGUCGUUUAUUUUAUUGUUUUGUUCUAGAAAUUUUAGUGUUUUUAAUUUUAUAUACAUUUAUUACGUAGUCAAUAUCAAUAAACGAAUAUCACUUU